GUUCAGUCUAUUAUCUGGUUGAGAACCGACCAUGGAAUCGGCUAUUUCAGAGAAUCUGACCCUCAAAUGUGGGCUACAGAUGAAGAAUCGUUUGGUGAAGGCUGCAAUGGCAGAACAUAUGUCUGACGGUGAUAACCUGCCUACACAGCUCCAUAAUCGCGCUUAUGGCGAGUGGGGACGGGGUGGUUGGGGUAUGCUUCUGACAGGAAACGUUCAAGUGGAUAGGAUGUACCUUGGAGAUGCGCAUGACCUUGCACCAAAUCCAGCUAUCGAACCAGAGCUGAUCCGCAGAUGGAGCGAGUGGUCCGCUGCUUGUACGAAACAUGGCACGCCAACAGUCAUGCAAAUCAGUCACCCUGGAAGGCAAUCUCCCAUGGGUGCGGGGUCGCGGUGUCUCACUGCAAAGAAUGUAGCGCCCAGUCCCAUACCGUUGAACAUUGGUUCGAGAAUCGUGGAUAGGGUCGCGAGCUCGGUGAUUUUCGGUACCCCGAGGGAGAUGACCCAGAAGGAUAUCGAUCAUGUGGUUGAGCAGUUCGUUUAUACUAGUCGGUUGGCAUCACAAACAGGGUUCCAGGGAGUGGAGUUGCAUGCAGCACAUGGAUACCUUUUGUCCCAAUUUCUGUCGCCUACGGCGAACCUAAGGACGGAUAGCUAUGGCGGUUCGCCGGCUGGCCGUGUGAAGAUUAUUGUCGAUAUCAUCCGUGCGAUUCGCAAAACGGUUCCUGCGAAUUUCUGCGUGGGGAUAAAGUUGAACUCAGUCGAUCAUCAAUCCGAAAGUGCAUUGAAGGCCUGUGUUGAGCAGCUCAAGCUGAUCGUUGAGGCGGGUGUGGACUUUGUUGAAAUCAGUGGUGGGUCGUACGAGGAUCCCUCGAUGAUGAGUUCCUCCACAUCAUCUCAACAGCCCGAAAAGUCCGCUCGGACGGUGGCUCGGGAGGCAUUCUUCCUGGAGUUCGCCAGCGCUAUCCGAGCGCAAUUCCCAGGGACUCCAUUGAUGGUGACGGGCGGUUUCCGUACCAGAGCUGGAAUGGAGAAGGCACUGACAGAUGGGGACUGCGACAUGAUUGGGAUUGGGCGUCCAGCAGUCCUCAAGCCGACUUUACCGAAUGACAUUCUAUUGAACCCAGAUGUCCCGAAAGAGAGCGCACGGCUUGUCACGCAACAGAUAAGACAGCCUUGGAUCCUCAAAAUGUUGAGCAACAGAUCGGUUGGUGCUGGCCUUGAAAGUAGUUGGUAUAGUAGCCAGAUAGAGAAACUCGGUCGUGGUAUUGCCCACACGUUUGCGUGA
Aspergillus neoniger CBS 115656 is the source of this 1285-nucleotide messenger RNA. Its product is annotated as NADH:flavin oxidoreductase/NADH oxidase family protein. NCBI's taxonomy places the organism in Eukaryota, Fungi, Ascomycota, Eurotiomycetes, Eurotiales, Aspergillaceae. Bases 32 to 1285 code for a protein of 417 amino acids. Gene Ontology annotation, molecular function: FMN binding; oxidoreductase activity. The transcript is spliced from 4 exons. The record is from RefSeq and is a predicted model, not a curated record.